Messenger RNA from Ceraceosorus guamensis, 2408 nucleotides. RefSeq lists its product as hypothetical. The transcript is spliced from 4 exons. Lineage: Eukaryota; Fungi; Basidiomycota; Exobasidiomycetes; Ceraceosorales; Ceraceosoraceae. Gene Ontology annotation, cellular component: endoplasmic reticulum membrane. Gene Ontology annotation, molecular function: phosphatidate cytidylyltransferase activity. The record is from RefSeq and is a predicted model, not a curated record. The coding region runs from base 273 to 2408 and encodes 711 amino acids.
UUUGCCCUUCGUGAUUCAAAUUCAAUUUUGAUUGUGACUGUGUUUGAAGAUUCGAUUGGGGGGCCAAGAAGGCGCGAAGAUACGCAUGCAGCCUGCAGCCAGUCAUGAUCAGAGCGGAGGAACGAGCAAGUCACCACGAGUAAGACGGCAGCGGCUGGCGAAGAAAGUCGCAUACAUACAACACACACAAACAGCCUUCGCCGGCGAACAACUUUGCUCUUAAACAUCAACCCUACAGCUAGUUCGACACGUGGCACGCUCGCUCGCACGCCAUGCCUCCCCGCCAAACAUCCCGCUUCGCCUCUCCGGGCUUGUUCGAUGCGUUGAGAAAUGAGGAGUCGGACAACGAAGAGGUGGCCAGCUCGUCCGACGAGGAACAAGCAUCGCGAGAUCGAGACGGUUCGCGUGCCAGUCAGGCAAGAUCCGUCACUGCCAGCCCUCCAGUGACGAGAGGAGCAGCUAGAAAGGCUGCAAAGGCCAGCGCUGCCAGCAGCUCCCCAAGCCCUUCACCUGCCCCUCCCGCCUCUUCCACGCCCCCUGUCUCAAGCUCCAAGAAGGGUUCGAGGGGCAAAAAGUCCGCUGGAAGCGCUACUCCUGCUGCCAGCGCAAACGCCACUGCGGCUGCAGCUGAAGAGUCAGCAGAUCUCAAAGAUGUCGCUGCAGCUGUGCCCGCCACGAUCUCACAAGCAGUGAAUAGCGCUGCUGGCAAGCACGACGACUCCAACGUCGUGGUCGAGAUCGAGUCGACUCACGCGGCUGGCACCAACGGCGACGCGGCUCAUCCCCUCAAAGGAACCACAUUGCUUUCAGGGACGACACUGACACCAGAGAGACCAUCCCCAGGUCCUGCGGCCGCAUCUGCCGCUCUCGCCUCGCAAAACGACUCACCCAUCAAAUCAUCCGCAAACGACGUUGGUAGCUUGCCCAAAGCAACCUUGAUCCCAAAAUCUUCCACGAAGACCUCGAAUGAGAAAGCCGUCACUCUACCUGACAAGAACUCAGAGGUUGACAAAGAGAAAGAGGCAGAGGAGAGAAAGGCUUACUGGAAGAAGGUGUAUGAGCGGACCUUCUUUACAUUCAUCAUGAUUGGCGGCUUCUUGAAUCAAGAGCGCUCGCGUGCGAUGCGACUUGCACGCGAGGCUAUCCAUGUACCGGCCCAGAAUGCCAGAAGCCUCAACACGCCCGCUGACCGCUUAUUUCUUGCGUACCCCACACUAUCAGCUCUCCUUUGCGUUGGCCAUGUUUACGUCAUCCUUCUGGUCCUGGUCAUUCAAGUCCUCGUCUAUGGGGAGGUGACAGCUCUGUUCAACAUGCCAGGUCGACCUAGCAUGACUGGAGGACCGCCCAAAAAGGGACCAUAUAAACCGAACAGCCAGGCGCCUAGCAGAGAAGGAUCUGCCGCACCGAGCGAUACCGAGGAUGAAGUCGAGAACACGAGAAGAGAGGAUGCAUGGAGCCACUCACUCAGCUGGUACUUCUUUGCAGUCUCCAACUACUUCUUGUACGGAGAAUCGCUGAUCUACUACUUCAAGCACAUCGUCUUCGUCGACGCCUACUUCAUUCCUUUUGCCCGUCAUCAUCGCUUCCUUUCCUUCAUGCUCUAUACAAUCGGAUUCCUCGCCUUUGUGCUGGGUUUGAAGCGCGACAACCUCAAGCACCAAAUUGGUCUGUUUUCGUGGGUGCACAUGAGCUUGCUGCUCACCGUCUACUCGAGUCACUUCAUCGUCAACAACAUCUUGGAAGGCAUGAUCUGGUUCUUCCUGCCUGUCAGCUGCGUCGUAUGCAACGAUGUCUUUGCGUACGUCUGCGGAAUGCUGUUCGGCAAAACGCCCCUCAUCAGCUUGUCGCCCAAAAAGACUGUCGAAGGCUUUGUGGGUGCCCUGAUCGUCACGGAAUUCUUUGCGGUUGGAUGGGCCACUAUUUUCCAGCAGUUCCCUUACAUGAUUUGCCCUGCGACAUCUCUGGGCAUGAAUGCAUUUGGCAACGUGCAGUGCGAUCCGAACCCAGUCUUCCUCUGGUCCGCAAUUGAUCUUCCAAAGGCCGUUUCUCAAAUUAUCCACAUCGAUGCGAUCUCUUACACUCCUUUCCAGCUUCACUCCUUGGUCAUUGCCGCCUUCGCCUCGCUGGUCGCGCCCUUUGGAGGCUUCUACGCAUCGGCGUUCAAGCGAUCCAUCAACGCCAAGGACUUCUCAUCGGUCAUCCCGGGUCACGGAGGUUUGACUGACAGGUUCGAUUGUCAAUUCCUGAUGGGCCUCUUCAGCUACGUCUACUACACCUCCCUCAUCAGAGAGCAUCGCGUGGGAUUGGGAUCCGUCAUGGAGACCGUCGUCACUCGUCUCAGCGCAGAGGAUCAGGUGGAGCUCUACAGAGAACUCGCGCGAUACCUCAAGGGGCAAGGCAAGCUCUGA